Molecule: messenger RNA, 1690 nt
Organism: Brassicogethes aeneus
Lineage: Eukaryota; Metazoa; Arthropoda; Insecta; Coleoptera; Nitidulidae
Source: the annotation of a GenBank genome assembly
AAGACCUCAAACAUAGCAGUGGAAAUGAUACUGUCUUUAGUUGUAUUAGUUACCAGUUUUGGUUUAGCCCUUUGGGCGUACUAUAGAAAAAAACACAGUUACUGGAAGCAAAAAGGAGUGCCCCAUGAAACCCCAAAACCUAUAGUUGGAAACAUCGGGGGUGCCUUAACAUUCAAAGAAUCCAUCGGGCAAUUUUUAUACAGAGUGUACAAGGGUUCCAAUGGACCAUACCAUGGUUUUUACGUCAUGGGCGAACCAUCCAUACUUAUAAAUGAUCCUGAUAUAAUUAAACACAUUUUAAUUAAAGAUUUUAAUUUUUUUAUGAAUAGGACCAUUGUUUCUGACCCUAAAGGAGAUCCUAUAAGUGCUCAUAUUUUGUUUAACUCUAAAACACCAUUGUGGAAUAAUUUGAGGAGGAAAGUCUCGCCGAUAUUUUCUUCAGGAAAACUAAAAAGAAUGUAUUCCUUUCUAUACGAAAGUUCAAGUGACCUUGUUAAUUAUUUAGAAAAAACCGAUAAAAUGAUAGAAUCGAGGGAAGUUUGUUCUCUAUACACUACAGACAUAAUUUCUUCGACAUGUUUCGGUAUAAACGCAAAAUGCUUCGAAAAUCCAAACGCCGAAUUCCGAAAAAUAUCCAGAAAAUUGUUUGAAUGGAACUCGCCAAGGGUGUCUGUGCCAAUGCUUUUCUACUUUUUGACGCCGACGAUUGUCAAACUUUUUAAAAUAGGGUUAUUCAGAACUGAAUGUGUCAGAUUUUUUAAAAGAGUUUUCUUUAGGGCUAUAGUGGAAAGAGAACAAAGUAAAGGUUUUAGAAAUGAUUUUCUUGAUCUCUUGAUACAGAUUAAAAAUCAAGAUGCCGAGUCAAACAAAAAUGUUAAGAAUGAGGGAGAUGUUAUUUUGGCACAGGCAAUACAAUUUUUUGCAGCAGGUUUCGAAACUACAAGUGGAUUAAUGGUAUUUUUCUUGUACGAAUUGGCGAAAAAUCCAGAUGUACAAGAAAAGUUGCGUCAAGAAGUUUUAGAAGUUUUAGAAAAGAAAGGAGAAAUCAUGUAUGAUUCUUUUAAGGACAUGAAAUAUCUCGACAUGUGUACUUCUGAAGCUUUAAGAAAGUACCCGAUACUUCCUUUCUUGGACAGGCGUUGUUCAGAAAAUUAUAAACUGCCAGGAAGUGAGUUGGUAUUGGAAAAAAAUACGCCAGUUUAUAUUUCAAUUUUGGGAUUACAAUACGAUGAAACGUAUUAUCCGGAACCUGAUAAAUUUAUACCGGAAAGAUGGAUGGAUAGCCAAAUUAAUAAAUUUUCUUUUCUUGCAUUUGGAGAAGGACCGAGGAAUUGCAUUGGAGCCAGAUUUGGUGUUUUAGCCGUUAAAAUAGGAAUAUCAAGAAUAUUAUCCAGCUUGAAAGUUGAGCUAUGCGAAAAAAGCCCAAAGAACAUAGGAAUUCAGGAUUUUGAUUCUAGGGCUUUACUUUUGGCACCAAUAGAUGGUAUUUAUUUAAAGUACAGUAAAAUUAAUAAGUAGACUUAUAUAUACAUAAGUAUACUUAAGUAUAUAUACUUAUUAUAAUUAUAAUUAUAUGUUACAAAUAUUUAUAAAAUUUGCGUGUUUAAAAAUCUGUGGAAAUUUUAUAUAUAAUUAAACUAAAUACAGAAAUUGGAUAAUUACAGGUGUAUUGUUUUUUAACCUUGUUUUU